Messenger RNA from Sphaeroforma arctica JP610, 299 nucleotides. RefSeq lists its product as hypothetical. NCBI's taxonomy places the organism in Eukaryota, Ichthyosporea, Ichthyophonida. Gene Ontology annotation, biological process: protein phosphorylation; intracellular signal transduction; microtubule cytoskeleton organization. Gene Ontology annotation, cellular component: cytoplasm. The transcript has a single exon. The annotation marks the transcript as partial. Gene Ontology annotation, molecular function: protein serine/threonine kinase activity; ATP binding; tau-protein kinase activity. The record is from RefSeq and is a predicted model, not a curated record.
AGUAUGAUGGGAGGGGGGCCGAUGUAUGGAGUUGUGGGGUGAUCCUGUUCGCUCUGUUAACGGGCUGUCUCCCCUUCGAUGACGACAACCUUCCCCGGCUCUUAACGAAAGUGAAGGCGGGAUUGUUCUCCGUGCCCCCGUAUCUGAGCAAAGCAGUGCAGUACGUAUUGCGCAGGACGUUAUACGUGAAUGUCAACAAGCGUUUCACCGUAAGUGCUGCGGGUGAUGAUCAGGCUUUCCAAUUAACGUUUAACGUGUUCGCGCGAUGGUUGCCCUAUAUGAUCAGGCUUUCGAAUUAA